Microsporum canis CBS 113480 is the source of this 1908-nucleotide messenger RNA. Its product is annotated as YdiU domain-containing protein. Lineage: Eukaryota; Fungi; Ascomycota; Eurotiomycetes; Onygenales; Arthrodermataceae. The transcript has 3 exons. The coding region runs from base 1 to 1908 and encodes 635 amino acids. The record is from RefSeq and is a predicted model, not a curated record.
AUGGCUUCCCAUCUUAUCCACAGCGGCAAUACGGCCAGUUCCGGCGAGAAUAACGACCAGCUAUACUCUUCAACCACUACUGUUGAUGCGCCGGGGGUUUCGUUGGUUGAUAUCCCCAAGACAAACAACUUCACCUCUAAGCUUCCUCCUGAUGCUGCGUUUGAUACCCCCCUGGCUUCACACCAGGCACCCCGCGAGCAUCUAGGCCCCCGGCUGGUUAAAAAUGCGUUGUAUACCUUUGUCAGACCUGAAACUGCCCGAGAGCCAGAGUUGUUGGGCGUGAGUCCUCGGGCAAUGAUGGAUAUCGGCUUGAAAGAGGGCGAGGAGAAAACGGAGGAGUUCCGAGAUAUGGUUGCAGGAAAUAAGAUCUUUUGGAAUGAGAAGGAUGGAGGCAUUUAUCCCUGGGCUCAAUGUUAUGGAGUGAACCCUACGACAAACAGGCGCUACGAAGUUCAAUUAAAGGGUGCUGGCCUAACUCCGUAUUCUCGCUUUGCUGAUGGCAAGGCCGUCCUUCGCUCCAGCAUUCGAGAGUUUAUUGUUUCCGAGGGUUGGUAUUUGUCCAUUAAUAUCUACACUGAUGUCAAGGCUUACCGUUUGAUAGCACUAAACGCGCUGGGAAUCCCAACCACCCGAGCAUUGUCUCUGACACUUCUCCCCAAUUCUAGUGUCAGAAGAGAACGGUUAGAACCUGGUGCGAUCGUUACUCGUUUUGCAGAGUCAUGGAUCAGAAUAGGCACCUUCGAUAUACUACGUGCUCGAAGCGAUUUGAAGCUUACACGUCAACUGGCAACGUACGUUGCAGAAGAUGUAUUCCCGGGUUGGGAGUCACUGCCGGCUGCUCUGCCGCCGGGAUCACCUGUUGAUGGUAAUCUGGUAGACAAUCCCCCCCGAGGAGUUCCCAAAGAUGCCAUUCAAGGUGAAAAGGGCGCGGAAGAGAACCGCUUUACCAGAUUGUAUAGAGAGAUAGUGCGCCGUAACGCGAAGACGGUAGCGGCAUGGCAGGCAUACGGCUUUAUGAAUGGGGUGCUUAAUACCGACAACACGUCCAUUUUUGGGUUGUCACUGGAUUUCGGCCCCUUUGCGUUUAUGGACAACUUUGAUCCAAGCUACACCCCUAACCACGAUGAUGAGAUGCUACGGUACUCAUAUAAGAACCAGCCAUCAGUGAUAUGGUGGAAUCUCGUGCGUCUCGGGGAGGCAUUCUCCCAACUGAUAGGGAUCGGCGACAAGAUCGAUGAUGAAGUUUUCAUUUCCAAGGGUUUGACGGAAGAGCAGGCACCGGAUGUCAUCGCUCGUGCUGAAAAACUUAUAGAUCAAGUCGGAGACGAAUUCAAAACCGUAUUUCUAAACGAAUACAAGCGCUUGAUGUCUGCGCGUUUAGGACUGAAGACGCAGAAAGAAUCCGACUUUGGCGAGCUCUUUUCAAACCUUCUAGAUACGCUCGAGAAGUUUGAGCUAGACUUUAACCAUUUCUUUAGAAGACUAUCUGCAUUGACGGUGACUGAAAUUGAUACCGAAGAGAAGAGAAAGAAGGUUGCCGGCAUAUUCUUCCACGACGAAGGGGUUGGAGGGAUUGGAAACACCGACGCAUCCGCUAGAGAGAAUAUUGCUACCUGGCUUUCGUCAUGGAGAGAGCGCAUCGUGGAAGAUUGGAAGGAAAGGGAAGACGAAGAGAGGAUAAGUUCCAUGAAGGGAGUAAACCCAAAGUUUAUUCCUCGAUCCUGGAUCCUGGAGGAAGUGAUACAGCGUGUUGAGAGACAUGGUGACCGAGAGAUUCUCGGACGAACCAUGAACAUGGCUCUCCACCCGUUCCGAGAGGAAUGGGGCAUGAACAAGGAGGAGGAAGAGAGGUUCUGCGGAGACGUUCCUCGAUUUAAGAGGAUGGCGAUGUGUAGCUGUAGCUCGUAG